GUAGAAAUGGAUGCUGACAAAGAACCAGUGGCAAGACGGAGUCGUGGCAGUAAAACAUCGCUCGACGUCUGGGGUAAUAAGCUCUGUAGACGAGGAGGCCCACACGAAUGUAGCUCAUGUCGUGUUUGCUCUCCUAUGGACGCGGAAUCUCAACAACGAAUCGAGGUAUAUAUAAGACAAGGUUAGACGACCACCGAAGCGACGGACGCGGCGGACGUCAGCGCAGGCACGAAGGCCGGGACACUCACUAAACUAGAUGAGACGCAUUGGAUGAGCCACUCAUUCAUUACGAUAUGCCGGGCCGCGGCUCGCUAGACGGCCGAUGGGUCUUCGUGAUCACCACUCUUGCCAUCUUUCUAGCCAUCCUCCUGCUUACCAUGGUGAUCCAGCGACGGCAACGCACCCUCCUCUCCUUGCGUAUCGCGAGGGGCGAAGUCGACCUUGAAGCUCUCGGAAUCAGACGCCUCAGCGUUCCUCAAGAUAUCCUCGACAAAUUGCCGAAAUAUACUUACACCUCGAAAAUAGAAGGUGCCCCAGCUACGCCCGGCGGAGCGGCUACACGGCAAGUACCAUUUUCCCAGCCAGCCUGUCCGAUCUGCCUCGGCGAUUUUAUCCAUAGCGAAACUCCCAUCCGCGAACUCCCUUGCAACCACAUCUUCCACCCCGAAUGCAUCGACCUUUUUCUCCGUAACAGCUCCUCCUUAUGCCCUAUGUGCAAGAAAUCAGCCUUGCCACCAGGCUACUGUCCCGUCAAUGUGACGAAUCUGAUGGUUCACCGAGAACGACUGAUACGCCAGCAAAACCACGAGGAAACGACAAGUCGGAUAGCUACAGCGGGAGCAACUCAAGGACCUGUUAUGAUACUAUCGAGUCUGAGUGCACCUACAGCCGUGAUCCACAAUAGUCGCGUUCACGGUCAUGGUGCUUAUAACGGAGACGUGGAGAUGACUGCUGUGAUUGGCACGGAUAAUCAGAGGACUAUACACCCAGCCAUUGCACACUAUCAUUCCCCAAAUGGUGGAGCGGUAGCUGCUACCGCUGAAUCCCGGAUGCAGCCUCAGGCAGCUGGCUCAAAUACAGAGGAAGUGCCAGCUCAAACCUAGGUGCAGGCGGCACAUGCCAAGGGGCCGCAAGCAUUUGCGGAAAAUCGACAGCGGACUGCCAUCCAAGCGGGCCCAGCGACUCCAUGGCCCGCUGCCACGGAAUCGAGCAUAUUUACUCACACAAAGUUCGAACGGGCCAACCAAAGUCCCCGGAGUCGUGUAAUUUAGCGCUAGUCUACGUGUUGUUUGUCAUACGAGGCAGAAAGGGAAACGACGAAUUAGGAGGAUUCAGUGACAAAGCACUAGGCCCGAAUGGCGAUUCGGUACAAUCCGGACAACUACCAAUAACUAGACGUCUGUUGUCCACUAUACGGCUACUUAUCCAUGAGACCGCAAAAUACACAACAUAUGACCCAUUCGGUGCAAUUGGAACCUUGUCUAUGGGUAUCUCCCCCCGAUGGUCUUCUCUGGUCCUGUAAAAUAAAUUAGAUCUGCUAUUGAACGAAAAUUUCUGAUGUUGGAAUUCCC
Messenger RNA from Exophiala dermatitidis NIH/UT8656, 1571 nucleotides. RefSeq lists its product as uncharacterized. Bases 294 to 1103 code for a protein of 269 amino acids. The transcript has 2 exons. The record is from RefSeq and is a predicted model, not a curated record. Lineage: Eukaryota; Fungi; Ascomycota; Eurotiomycetes; Chaetothyriales; Herpotrichiellaceae.